This is a messenger RNA of Triticum aestivum (bread wheat), 1804 nucleotides long. Its product is annotated as BTB/POZ domain-containing protein POB1. The transcript has 5 exons. The coding region runs from base 127 to 1401 and encodes 424 amino acids. Gene Ontology annotation, cellular component: nucleus. Gene Ontology annotation, molecular function: protein binding. Gene Ontology annotation, biological process: response to red light. The record is from RefSeq and is a predicted model, not a curated record. NCBI's taxonomy places the organism in Eukaryota, Viridiplantae, Streptophyta, Magnoliopsida, Poales, Poaceae.
CGUGCGACCUCUCAGCCCAAACGCCCAGCACAACAUUUCCCCAGCCCCCCUGCUCUCUCUCUACCUCGCCCUUUCCCCUGCCGCCAGCCAGCUAGGGUUACGGCCGCCGGAUAGCGCAGCACAGCAAUGCCUCUGACAGCGCCGAUGGCAGGCGCGCGCCUGGGCGCGGGGCCGGGGACGGAGGUGGACGGGGGCUUCGACUUCGCCUUCGCCUUCGCCUUCGGCAAUGAUGCUUUCUCCGAUAAGGUACUGCGCCUAGAGGUCGUCGGCAGCGACGACGCGCCCGGGUCCGGCACCGACGCCGCCAGCCGCAAGCGCCGCCGCGAGGAGGCCGAAGAUCAUGAUGGAGAAGGUAUUGACUCUUGUACUCUGGUAAUUUUACAAGUCAAGACCAUGCGUGUCUGUUCGGUGAUUCUUGCUGCAAAGAGUCCUUUCUUUCUCAAGCUUUUCUCAAAUGGCAUGAAAGAAUCUUGCCAGAGACAUGCAACGAUUAGAAUUGCUGAUUCAGAGGAAAGGGCCUUCAAGGAGCUUUUACACUUUAUGUAUAGUGGAAAGUUGACACCAGCAAUUGAGCCCACUCUUUUGGUUGACAUCUUGAUGGCUGCUGACAAAUUUGAGGUCGUUUCUUGCAUGGAGCAUUGCUGUCAGCGUUUGUCACGCCUGCCUAUGACCCCAAAAUCGGCAGUGAGGUGCCUAGAUCUUCCUUGUUCCAUUUCUAUGGCUGCCACCCUGACAAAGACGGCCAAAAAAUUCCUUGCUCAAUGGUACAAGGAUUUUCUGUCAACAGAGUUUCAAGAUGAACUCAUGAGGGUCCCUCUUGCUGGGAUCCAGGCCAUCUUAUCAAGCAAUCGCCCUCGGACUGCAUCUGAAGAAUCCAUCUAUGACUUUGUGCUCAGGUGGGCACGUUCACAGUACCCAAAUUCAGAGGAAAGGGACAAGAUUUUGAGUUCAAGGUUACUUCCAUUAGUGCCACUCAGUAUGACCGAUGCCAUUCGAAUUGAUCAUCCGUCUAACAUAGUUAACUUCACUAUAAACCGUGAUCUGUGCAACAAUCUCUUCCCAUUAGGAACGGUGCGUUCAGUGCCGUUCAAUUGCGAAGGGCUUGCCUUCUUCAUCUCGGCAUGCUGUAAGGAGAAGGAGCAGUUGCAGUUUUUUAACCUCUCAAUAAAUAUGAUAGAAGGCAAAGGGGCGACAUGGGGGCCUAUAGAUUAUAAGAUUGAGGUAAUGACAAGACGUUCGCUGGAGUUUGUCACCAAACACAGGCACACCACUCCCCCCAAUACUAGGCAAACUGUUGGAUGCAAGGUUCCUUGGUCGGAGUUAAUGGCUGACGACAGCACCUUUUUCAUCGACGGCAAACUCCAUGUGCGAGUUCAUGUGAAGAUAUCACAGCAGGCGUAGUAACGCGUGCAUUAGCUGCUAGCUUUUUGUGUGCCGCGCUCAAGUCCCUUUUUGUUUUUGCUGAGCGAGGAGCAGCCCCUGUCAUUCUGAAGUACGAAGAAACCUGAUCCUGGGUGCUAUAGUUAUUUGUUACAGUAGUAUUUUGCGCUGCUCCCUUUUGGUGACUAGAAUUAAUGUUGCAUGUAAAUAUCUAGAGUUUGGUGCCGGAGUAUUGCUGAGGAUCUCUUUGAUAGUUUGAUUCGAGGGAAUGCUAUCCUUAUGAUCUAUGUUAUGCUAUUAUCAUUAUGUAAUCCUUGUAAUCUGAUUUAUGUUAUAACUUGCGUGCUCUGUGGCUAUAUGGACUUUGGCAUCAUGUGCUGCUGUAUUGGUCAAUCUUCACAAAACCCUGUUGCUUUGCGGAUGA